AUGGCAGCAAAAAGACCUCACAUACUAUGGAAGACGGUGUCCGACUCUUAUAUCAAUUAUUUCUUUGAUCUUUGUAAUGGGCUGGAUAGACUGAGAGACAGGCUGACUGGCGAUUAUGAUCCGCGUAAUUCUGAUAUCGUCUCGAGGCUUGUGAGUGAGUUUCAGACUCAAAGCUACAUAGAUAUCUGGAACUGGAAGGUCCCGUUACUUUUCAGUAGCUACAUAUUAAAACUAGCAAUACAGCUUCUAGUAUCUACGGGGUCCAUUCUAUUCUCAGCCGUAUACUUUCACAACUUUCCUGAAGUAUUUCCAUGCCCUAAAAACCUUGAUCCGAACUCCUACGGCUGGCACUUAAACACGACAGUCACUUGCGUUUUCCCAUCAAUCCAUUUCAUGGCACUCCUCCAAUACGGGGACUUUAUCCUACUAGGACUAAUCAUGCUAGUACUGGCAUAUGCAUUCAUAUGGGUCAUACAGUGUCAUCCAAAGGAGCUCGGGCAGUCAAAGAUAGCCGAGAUAUGUUCCCAGUCUUGUCUCAUACCAAACGACUAUACAUACACGUAUGCUAAAUUUAUUGGACCGAGAUAUGACGCCAUUAAAAAUGACAUGGACUUCUUGCUAAUGAUGCUGUUUCGGGCCAGCUCCGGUAAGGGGGCUACGCUAAAAGAGAUGCUCAUUAAGGACAUGAUGGGGCAGCAUUAUAGCAAAGACGACGAACUCCUUCAGUUGUUUCUGGAGCAAAGGGAAGAAGAGGAGGACGUGGCGCAGUUAUUUAAACAAGCAAGAUUCAGAGCCAUCAUUAAAACCAUAGGGAAAGGUGGAUCACCACGAUACGUAAUAGAGAGCAAGCUUAAGCCAAAACUCGGACUAACUGAUGAUAAGGAAAAACCACCAAACGCAAACGAAAUAUCAAGACUGGUCGAGAGUUCAGACAGAAUAAUAAAAGAGGGCAUUGGCAAUUUCCUAGAUAGUCUUUACAAUGAAAUUGAUGAAGAUAUGGAUGAAGCACACGUACCUCCUUCCUGCAAUUGCUGUGAAUGUAUAAACUGCUACAACCAUGCAUCUGAUGAGAAGAAGCGGUUUAAAAGAGAGCUACACAACUGGUGCAAGAAAGGAGGAAGGAGGGGACACCUCAGGAAAGUUUUAGAAGAGCACAAUCUUAAGAGUCUUGCAGAGUAUGAAAAGAAUGCACACACACACAUAUACAUAUACACGUAUAUGUACAUGUAUAGAUAGCAUGCAUAAAGCAAUUGAGUAUUGACUCAAAACAGGCUUAGGGAAAAUGUUCUCGAUCUAGCUCAGUAACAUUACAUGAUUAUAUGAACAUGUACUGGAUGUAAGUGCAACAGUCAGGGUUUCCCAGUACAGUCCAACUCAUGAGGUGUGCUGUGUAGCUUGCUUAGUA
Messenger RNA from Amphimedon queenslandica, 1405 nucleotides. RefSeq lists its product as uncharacterized. The record is from RefSeq and is a predicted model, not a curated record. Lineage: Eukaryota; Metazoa; Porifera; Demospongiae; Haplosclerida; Niphatidae. The transcript has 3 exons. The coding region runs from base 1 to 1236 and encodes 411 amino acids.